UUACGCUUUCGUCACUAUCGGCGCGGCUUGUUGCCUUGUACGCACUGGCUGUUAUCUAACUAAACUCGUUUUUAGGGGAACUUAAGCAGUAAAGAGCAUCACUCUAAAGAAAUAUCGAUGUCUGAAGUGUAAAACGAAUAUAUCCCCAAUACAGCUUUAAGAUAAAGAAAAGGAAAUUACAUUCACGAGCGGAUUUUAAGAAGAAAAAAGCAAAGAGAAUAUAAAUAAAUGCUAAGAAAUAGAUAGAUGUUAAUAUAUAAAUACAGAUAUAUACAUACACACAUAUUUAUAUUUAUUAUAUAUACUUAUAUAUAUAUACAUAUAUAUAUUUAUAUAUAAACUAGUAAAGAUCAGCAAGCCGGUAAAUGAAAAUAAGCUGUGUUAGGUUGAAGGAAGUUACUUCUUAGACAAAAACUUUGACAGCAGCAGCAGUAAACGGUAAAGUGAAGAACAGCACCGCUACCCACACCACCACCAAUAACAACAACAACAACAACAACAGUAGCAACGGUAACAAUAACAAUUAUACUGAAACGGCAGCAGUAACAGUGGCAGAUAACAGCAACAAGACCAACAACAACAGUAGCAGCAGCAGCAGUGGUAACAGCAAGCAAACAGUAGCAGUAAUAAAGUGUUAGUAAAGAGUGUUUUAAGCAUUAACAAACAGCAACUACAACAAGAAGAAGAAGAAGAAUAGCCGCUGCAGCAGCACUAAGAAACAGUAAAACUCGUAACGACAACAACAGCGACGGCAGCGGCAGUUGUAACAGCAGCAGCAGGAGAAAGAAAAAUAAAACAAGGAAACUAAAAAAGGAAGGGAGGGUGCCGGAGGCUAUAACAGCAAGUUGAUUUAUUUGUUGGUGUUUUUUUUUUUUCAAACGGCGAGAAACUCAUAAAGCUCAGUCCAUCUGAACAUUUUAUCCCUGUCGGGACGCAUCUGCAUUACAUAUAAAACAGCAGCAGAGCAUUAUCACCGUCUAGAAACGACCAUGUCCCUAAACGGUUUCAUUGGUAAAUGGCAGGAGCAGACUAAGGAAGGGUUUGACAGUCUCAUCUCAGCCAUAGGACUGCCCGCCGAGAAGAAGGAGUGGUAUAGAGCAGCCCGUACAGAGAUUGAAUACAAAAAACUGAGUGAUGAUACCUGGGAAAUCAAUGUUGGUAUUGUAGGAGUACCCAAGGGAAGAACAUUCAAGUUCAAAUUCGGUCAGACUUAUGAAUCAGCUUCCAUUGACGGAUCUCCGAUGCAGAGUAUCAUUACAGCUGAUGGAGAUAAAUUCGUUGAGAAACAUACGGGAGAGAGUCUACAAGGUGCCGAGAUGCAUAUUAUUCGGAGGAUAGAAAAUGGCAAUAUGAUUGUGAAAACAACAUGCAACGGCGCAACAAUGAACUCCAGGUACACGAGGGUGUAACCAGAAACAAGUACCAUCAUUAUCACUCCACUGACGUCAUUUCUUCUCAAAUAUGCUAUCAAGGGACGUUACUCUUUCUUUUAAGAGCUGCCGUGCCUUGUGUUGUUUAUUUUGUUUGUUUGUUUUAGCAUUGUAUUGUUAUCCAACGGCAAGCUAACUAAUCUAUUAAUGGUUCUAAAGAAACAAAGAUUAUACAUUAAAAAAAAGUACAUGUCUUCUUCUUUCAUGCAUCAUAAACUGCUGCAUUAGAGCGCUGGUAUAAUGGCUGUUAUGUGACUGUUGUGUGAAAUAGCCAGUUGCUAAGAGGAUACGCUGAUGACUGCUCUCUGCAACCAGGCACAGAGCAAAAAAUAUUUCAAGCAUUAAAAAAACGCAUUCUAAUAAAAGAACAAAAUUGCAAUCACACAUGCAUAAAUGAGCUUUCUUUUUGUUAUUGCUUUGACAUUCUGCACUCGUAAAUGAGUCAUUCAAAGAAACACACUUAGACUUUGGUAAACAAAAGAAAAGGCAUUAUGGCUGAAUUUCAUUAACUAAUCACUUUUUAGAGUGUUUUAGCUGUGUAGUAUUUCACUUCAUAAAUAAGCAAUUCUUGAAUGAAAUAUCUUUUACCUAAAACAUUUCUUUACAUUCGUAUGUUAACCAAGGCAAAGAGCUACACUUUGUGUUCCCGAAAAAAAUAUUAAAGAAAUUCUUCAGAAAAUAGAAUGUCCCUAAGAUCUUCUGUAUCUCAAAUGAUCUCUGAUUUAACACAGAAAUUCGAAGAAAUAAAUCUUUAAGUACUGAA
Messenger RNA from Octopus bimaculoides (California two-spot octopus), 2193 nucleotides. Its product is annotated as fatty acid-binding protein homolog 9. Gene Ontology annotation, molecular function: lipid binding. The record is from RefSeq and is a predicted model, not a curated record. Lineage: Eukaryota; Metazoa; Mollusca; Cephalopoda; Octopoda; Octopodidae.